AUGGAUUUGGCCAACCACGGACUUAUUCUCCUGCAGCAGUUAAACGCUCAGCGCGAGUUCGGGUUCCUGUGUGACUGCACGGUUGCCAUCGGCGAUGUGUACUUCAAGGCACACAAAUCAGUUCUCGCUUCCUUCUCCAAUUACUUUAAGAUGUUGUUUGUCCAUCAGACCAGCGAGUGCGUGCGCCUGAAGCCCACCGACAUCCAGCCCGACAUCUUCAGCUACCUCCUGCACCUCAUGUACACGGGCAAGAUGGCACCGCAGCUGAUCGACCCGGUGCGCCUGGAGCAGGGCAUCAAGUUCCUGCACGCCUACCCGCUCAUCCAGGAGGCCAGCCUGGCCAGCCAGGGCGCCUUCUCGCACCCCGACCAGGUCUUCCCGCUAGCCUCCUCGCUCUACGGCAUCCAGAUCGCCGACCACCAGCUACGCCAGCCCCCCAAGAUGGCCCCGGGCCCCGAGAAGGCUGGGAGGGAGCCGCGGCCCCCAGCGCCCCGGGCGGGCCAGGAGCCGCCGCCCGAGGCCCCCUCGCUCUCCCAGCUGCCCGCCACCCUGCCGCCCGCGCCCCGCACCACCCUGACGCCCUCCGACCCGCGGCAGGCCUCCUUGUCCCCGGAACUCGUCUCCACCCCGGUCCCGCCCCCGGCGCCAGGGGAGGAGGCCAACCUGGAGGCCUCGUCGUCCGAUGAGCAGCCGGCGGCGCUCACCAUCGCGCACGUCAAGCCCAGCAUCAUGAAGCGCAACGGGAGCUUCCCCAAGUACUACGCGUGCCAUCUGUGCGGGCGUCGCUUCACCCUGCGCAGCAGCCUCCGGGAGCACCUGCAGAUCCACACCGGGGUGCCCUUCCCCGCCAGCCAGCCGGGUGACGGGCGCGCGCCCCUGCCGCUGUGCGCCCCCGAGCUGCCCAAGGACGCCAUGGAGGCGCCCGAGGCCGGCCUCAUCAGCGACAGCGAGCUGCCGCACAUCUCGGACUCGCCGCUCAUCGACGGGCAGCAGCAGGCGGAGACGCCGCCGCCCUCGGACAUCGCGGACAUCGACAACCUGGAGCAGGCCGACCAGGAGCGCGAGGUGAAGCGGCGCAAGUACGAGUGCACCAUCUGCGGGCGCAAGUUCAUCCAGAAGAGCCACUGGCGGGAGCACAUGUACAUUCACACGGGCAAGCCCUUCAAGUGCAGCACGUGCGACAAGAGCUUCUGCAGGGCCAACCAGGCUGCGCGCCACGUGUGCCUCAACCAGAGCAUCGACACCUACACCAUGGUGGACAAGCAGACGCUCGAGCUGUGCACGUUCGAGGAGGGCAGCCAGAUGGACAACAUGCUGGUGCAGACCAACAAGCCCUACAAGUGCAACCUGUGUGACAAGACCUUCUCCACGCCCAACGAGGUGGUCAAACACUCGUGCCAGAACCAGAACUCGGACGUCUUUGCCCUGGACGAGGGGCGGGCCAUCCUCCUGGGCAGCGGGGACUCGGAGGUGACAGAACCUGACCACCCGGUGUUAGCCUCCAUCAAAAAGGAACAGGAGACGGUAUUACUAGACUGA
Elephantulus edwardii (Cape elephant shrew) is the source of this 1539-nucleotide messenger RNA. It is a transcript of the gene ZBTB2, whose product is annotated as zinc finger and BTB domain containing 2. Gene Ontology annotation, cellular component: nucleus. Gene Ontology annotation, molecular function: DNA-binding transcription factor activity, RNA polymerase II-specific; RNA polymerase II cis-regulatory region sequence-specific DNA binding; protein binding. Gene Ontology annotation, biological process: regulation of transcription by RNA polymerase II. The coding region runs from base 1 to 1539 and encodes 512 amino acids. Lineage: Eukaryota; Metazoa; Chordata; Mammalia; Macroscelidea; Macroscelididae. The transcript has 2 exons. The record is from RefSeq and is a predicted model, not a curated record.